Molecule: messenger RNA, 516 nt
Organism: Pocillopora verrucosa
Lineage: Eukaryota; Metazoa; Cnidaria; Anthozoa; Scleractinia; Pocilloporidae
Biological process (GO): digestion; lipid catabolic process
Cellular component (GO): extracellular region
Molecular function (GO): enzyme activator activity
Source: RefSeq, a predicted model, not a curated record
AUGAAAAGCUUAGCAGUCCUAACUCUGUUUUUUUCGUUGUCUGUGGCUUGCUCCAAUUUGCCAAAGUAUUCAGCUUGUGAAACUAUGGAAAAUUCCCAUUGCAGUUGCGCACCGGGAUUAGCCUGCAAAGUAACUCGGGAAAUUGACAUGGGAGAACAAACAGCUGAGGUAAAGCAAUGCAUGCCGGUCAAUGAGCCGAUCGUCGUCGAAAAACUAACAGAAUAUGACGUUAAUGAAACUUUGGAUCCUGGCAGUGCAGCAUUGGACCCGGCAGCAAGAUUUUAUCCUGGAAAGAAAUGCACCACGGCAGCCGACUGUUUUUGGCCAAACACCUGCUGUCUGUUUAGCAAACGAUGUAGCCUGAAGUUGCUGAAAUAUUUUACUUGUUACCUCAGGAGCGUACAUAAGUGCGGUUGUCAGGAACAUUUGGUUUGCAAAACCACGACCCAUGUGACACUUCCAAUCGUCAAGAUUCCCUUUCCAAUAAGGCAGUGCGUGCCGGAAGACGAAGCAUAA